UUACGCUGAGAAUUUAGUUUUAGUCAACUAUAAAUCAGCGUUGCAGGCAUACAAACCGUUGGAUAUGAAAAUGGGAACUAUUACAUUUGUGACAUUCGCACUUCUGAUCUUUGUUUCCACACUAAGCUCUACUGAAUCGGCGAAAAUUCUCGCAGUCUUUCCUUUUACGGGUCCUUCGCAGUAUAUAUGUGUGCAGUUGUAUCUGAAAACAUUGGCGGCGCGCGGUCACGAGGUAACUUCCGUAUCGGCUUUCCCCCAAAAGUCAGCAAUCAAAAAUUUUCGUGAUAUAACCAUACCAAUUGAGCAGGCGGAGCAUGACACAUUCGUUAACAUUGCGAUCGAAGAAAUGGUUCGAAGUAAACUAGAUCAAUUACGCGGUGUGCAGGAUUACGUGGAGAUGAGCAUCUUGUCGACUUUUCAAAGUGAAGACUUUCAGAGAUUACUGCACUCUAAAGAGCAUUUCGACCUCAUCAUUAUCGAAGUACUCUUGGCGGAUUCACUUUACGCACUGGGUCCACAUUUUAAUGCGCCCUUGAUUGGCGUCUCGACGUUCGGCACAGAUGUGGUUAUCGAUCAGUUGGUGGACAAUAUUUCACCGGUGGCCUAUGUACCAGCACCAAGCGGUGCGCACUUGGAUCGUAUGAAUUUUUGGCAACGCCUGGAUAAUUUAUAUGUUUAUACAAUGGAAUUGCUACAUGCACAUUUAGUUAUGCUACCGUCACAACAGCGGAUAUAUGAAAGAUAUUUUCCAAAUGCCACACUAGAUUUAAGUGAGGUGCGUAGAGAUUUCUCUCUCCUGCUGCUCAAUCAACACUACUCAUACAGUUGGCCUCGACCGUUAGUGCCGAACGCGAUCGAAGUCGCUGGCAUGCAUAUUAACGACACAUUGCAAGAAUUACCAGCUGAUAUGGAAGCUUUCAUCAAUGCCUCACCCAAAGGUGCUAUCUAUUUCUCACUCGGCUCGAAUAUAAAGAGUGCAUACUUGCCCAAAGAAAAAUUGAGCGCCAUUAUGGAUGCCUUCGCCUCGUUGCCGGUAAACGUGUUGUGGAAAUUCGAAAAGACCGAUCUGCCGGGUAAACCAAAAAAUGUCUUCAUCAAUAAAUGGUUUCCACAAUCAGAAAUUUUGGCACACUCCAAUGUGAAACUCUUCAUCACUCAUGGUGGCAUGCAUAGUUUGAUAGAAGUGGUGCAUCACGGCAAGCCAAUUGUUGGUAUGCCGAUAUUCUACGAUCAGCAUUUGAAUGUUGAGCUGGCGUUAGCUAAAGGUUUUGGUGUGGUUGUAAAUUUUCGCAAUUUUUCCAGCGCAGAUUUGCGUGACGCCAUUUUAGAAGUUUUGAAUCAGCCGAAGUAUGCUGAGAACGCCCGAGCGGCUUGUGCAAACUUUCAUGAUCGACCAAUGAAACCGCUCGAUGCAGCGAUCUAUUGGACGGAGUAUGUGCUGAGACACAAAGGUGCGCCGCAAAUGCGUGUGGCAGCGCGACAUUUGAACAUCCUGCAAAGGCUUAGUAUAGACACAAUGGCAGUAUUGUUUGGUGUGCCAUUAUUGUUGGGGAUUUUUGUAAUUAGGUAUUUUUAUAAAACACUCAGAGCAUUAUUUGGCAAAAAACAUGGUGCUAAGUUUAACGCUAGAAAGUCGAAGCGCGAGUAAGCUGUAGAGCGUCAAAAAGGGUUGUGUCAUAGGGUCAUACAGAACAUCUCUUUGUCGAUUGUACACAGAUUCUUUAAGUAGCCCCAGUUCGUAUGUGAAAGUGAAUACCAAAGUGAAUUCAUGUCAGAUUUCAUCAACCCAGAUCACUUUUAUAUGAUAAUUGCUUUUCACAUUCGAAAAGUGAUAAAUGAAAAGUCAUUGUUUGUAAAGUAAAUACCAGAUGCUGUAAACAAUUUAAUUGUUAUUAAUCAAAUAUAAAUAUAUAUUAUAUUAUAACUAUUUAUGAUAUAAGCACAUUUAUUAUCAAUUUUGAAUGCCUACACACAUACAAAUAAUACAAUGUACUCGUAUGUAUGUAAAUUGCUGACAAGUUGAGUGUUGAUAACAAAUCGAGUAUUUUCAAGCACAACAAUUUCGUUUCAAUAAUUGAAAUUACUAGAUGCUUUGAUAACCAGUUUGCUGCUGAGCUAAGUAAAGAGAUAUGUGUAUAAAUGGGUGUGGUUUAAAAUAGGCGAGCAUUGCUUUUAAUGGAAGUAUUAGCUCUGUUCGGUGAGAAAGGUUAGUAAGAAUUAGUUAGCAAUGAAAAUGAGCUAGUAAGAAGUUUUACUCUCUCAAAGAGUGAAAUUUACUGAGUUUUCAUCACGCAGAUCUCAAUGAAAAUUAGGCAGCAAAUUGUACAGGGUUGUCUAUUUUGCGAUUUCGGAAACAAACGUAAAUCAAAUGCAAUUAUAGUAAUUUUUUUCUGUAAUUAUUUUUUUGUUAAAAACUUUGAGGAAAUUUUGGAACAUAUUGGGUGGUAUUUCAGCCAUAAAUCGACAAAUGUUGGUUUUCAAGUGCUUAAAAUUUAACGCACUAUCGCCAGUAACACCAAAAAAAGAUGUUCAAUGGAGUCAAAUCGCACGAUCUCGAGUGCCAAUUGACAUUAUCAAGGCGAAAGAGUAUGCAACCGCGUAAUUGCUUUCGAAAUAAAACCAUAUUUAUUCGUGUUGUGUAGCAUGUUCAAACCAUCAAGCGGUGUUCUUCAAGUGCAGGCCGAAAAAGACGGUCACCGUACGACCAUAACUCUUCGGAAUGGCAAUAAGUCUUUUUAUAUAUACAUUUUUAGCCAUUAUUUGAGUAUACUCGACGCGAAAAAUGCGACAAUUUAAUUGAAUUUAAAUCAUUUGGUUUACACUGCUUUCUAGUAAUUUAAAGCAAAGCAAAAUUAGUUUAUAUACAUACUCUCCAAUCGUACCAGUCGACUGGAAGAGUCAUAAAUAGGCCUAAGUUGUGGCCGUCACUGCUUGCGCAUUUUUAAGCAAAUUUAUAAUUUUCGUCGACGAAUCUCAUAAUCUAAUCUAUAUGUACGAAUAUAAACGACAAUUAAAUAUGCGUAACAAUUAAUUAAUUUUUGUGUUCAGCAUACAUUGAUUAUGACAGAAAUGUUGCAUUUUCAUAGCGAAUUUCAAAGUUAUUUACAAAAGUCUCCACUGGCAACCUUACACAUGGAUCGCAAAUCGGUUAAGUCUAUUUUAUGUAAAAAAAAAAUGCAAAUGACCGCUGGUUUCUACGGGAAACACGAUAAUAACGGCAUCGGCAAGCGUCUUUCUCUCUCUACUAAACAUCAAAAUUGUGCUCUCUCUGUCACGUAUUGGUUUUUUGCCGCAUCGAACGCACCUCUGUAAAAUUGGAUAACAAUUGUUAUUGUUCAUUAGGUCACCGAACAUGAUUAUUAUAAAUAUUCAUGACACACACUCAUACAUACACGUAUGCAUAUGAGACGUGCUUGAACUUCAAAUCUGCAUGUGUGUAUGUGUAUGUAUGUAUAUUUGAAAUUAUAUUUUAUUACUGUCUAAACAGUAAAUAUGUUAUUCCUUUAAAUAAAAUAAAUUAAGUCUAAUCAACCCGUAAGAUAAGAGAAAAUAAAAUAACUACUCUUCAUUUUUUAAAUAAAUUGUUGAACCAAAUGUAUCAACAGUAGAUAAAUGUGCGCUAAAGAGCAGUCACUUAUAUCAAGGUCUAAUACACCUUGAAAAUUUAUAGUACAAGGUUAGUUUGAUAAGACAACAACUUGGGAAAUAUAAGAUACAAACAUAUGUAU
Molecule: messenger RNA, 3728 nt
Organism: Ceratitis capitata (Mediterranean fruit fly)
Lineage: Eukaryota; Metazoa; Arthropoda; Insecta; Diptera; Tephritidae
Product: UDP-glucuronosyltransferase 2C1
Exons: 2
Coding region: 65-1648 (527 amino acids)
Molecular function (GO): UDP-glycosyltransferase activity
Source: RefSeq, a predicted model, not a curated record